This is a messenger RNA of Dermatophagoides farinae (American house dust mite), 5362 nucleotides long. The record is from RefSeq and is a predicted model, not a curated record. NCBI's taxonomy places the organism in Eukaryota, Metazoa, Arthropoda, Arachnida, Sarcoptiformes, Pyroglyphidae.
UUUUGUCAUUUUAAAAAAUUUUGUAACCACACAAACAUACAAUACACGUUUUCUGGUUUCCAAAAAAUAAUCAAGAGGAACAAGAAGGCAGGCUAAAAGUUGUUUGAUUUUCAAACAACGCGCCAAGUUUGUUAUUUGUUACCAAGUUUUAAUUGCAUAUGACGUCGAUUUUUCGAAAAGUAUGGCCGCAUCAAUCGACAAUUCUCUCUCAUUCAUUUUGUUCAAUCACUCAAUUUUUACUGUCAGUCAAAUCAAGUUCUCUCGUUGUAGCAUCAUCAACACAACCAUCGACAAUUUAUAUCAAACAAAAGAGCAGAGAAACAUGCUGGUUAUCUGAAAAAUAGAUAGAUAGAUUGUUGAAGAUUGCUGUUUUGCUGUUCACUCUCAUUCCAUCAGUCAGUCUGCCUCAAGUCACACUCCAUUCAACAAGAUCGAAGUCGAAGACGAGAAGAAAAUUGUAAAUUGUCAUCAUCCUGGAGAAUCACAUAAUUGCACAGAGAAAAUUUUAAAUUCUUACCGGGUUUUGUGUAUGUGUUUUUUGUUUUUCGGAUUUACUUUCUUUUUUCCGUUUGUUUGUUUGUUUGUUUAUUUGCAAGAUUGCAAUCACACUCUAUUGCUUAUGUAGAUAAUUUUUUUACUUGUGAAAUUUUUCUGUGCCUUUUGUGUUCUUUUCUCUGUUCAUCACACACAUACACACAAACAAAUUCCGACCAAUUAUCCGAACUUGUUAAACGAAAUUUUUGUUUUAUGUGGAGAAUACUCACUCGAUCAUAUAUCCCUAAUUCAAGUGGCGAUGGUGAUAUGAUUGGAAAUGGCGUUAAAACGAAAAUAAUUGAUAUGAUGAUAUUAUAGCAAUGUAAUGAAGGAUCACACAUCGAGCUAAAGCAAGCACGAAAAGUUGUCAAAUUUUCAUCAUCAUCAUCAUCAUCAUCAUCAUCGUUAUUAUAAAGAACUCGAUUUCAAUCAGAAGCAUCAUUUACAGACACAAAAUAAAAGAAGAAGAAAAAUCAAAUCAAAUAUUUACCUAAAAAAUCACCAUCACUUUGGACAACAAAAACGACUUUUUUGUUUUUUGGUGGCUUCAAGUUUCAUCAAAAAAAAAAAUUUAAUUAUAUACCUGGUCCUCGAAAAUUUAGCGAAGAAAAAAGAAAUUGUCCCCUUGUUUGUUUAUGUGAUCAUAUAUCGCACACCAAUCAAGCAAUCGAAAACGAGAGACGCGUGGUCUUUUAUCAAGAGAAGCAUCGAGAGAAUUUUUCAAAUACAAAUAAGAAGAAAAUGCAUAACCGAAAUGAUUUAAAGGUCAGUUUGACAUUAUUAAAGGUGUCGAAAAAUUGUUUUUUCUUUACAAACUAAAAAAUUCAACCAAGCAACAAACAGCAGAGAAAAUUAUCAUUGUUUUUGACAACAAACAAAUCUUAUAUCUCGAUCACAGCAGCAGAAGAAUCUAGCCGAAUGAAGAUCGAAUUUGAUGAAGGUGAAGAAGAAGAAAAAGAAUCCAAGUUCGUGACGACGACGACGACGACGAUUCAACAAACAUCACGUAUUACGAGAAAUCAACUGAAUAACUUCUCGAUGCAUUUUUAUUCUUCGCCACAUAUGACAAAUGAUGAUCGUAGAUCGAUAAUACAAAACGAUAUUAUUAAUAAUCGUCUAUUGUCAUCAUCAUCAUCAUUAUCAGAUAAUGGUGUUGAUGAUGACAAUAUUUCAAUAUCUACAUCAUCGUCGAAUUUUUUAAUAGAUAAUCACGGUAAUGAUCUCUUUAUGAAUAGUAAUAAUUCAACUACCACAGCAACAACAACAGAUGGAACUGGAGUGAUAAACAAUAUGACCAAUAGUAAUAAUAACCAACAAUCAAUACAGCAAACAACUAAUACUCAUAACCAUCAUCAUCAUUCAUUGGCUGAUGAUCUUUCAUCGUCACCUUCCACGACCACCACCACGAUCGGAUAUAAUCACCCUAAUCAUCAGCAAUCAUCUAUUCAUCUAAAUUCAAAUCAUCAAAUGAUAGGCCAACAACAACAUCUGCAAUCGCAUCAAACAUCAUCAUCAUCCGCACAAUCAUCAUCAGCAUCAAUGGCUAAAUCAUCAUCGAAUGGUGUCAAACGUGGGUCGUCAUCAACUGCCACAAAAUCGGGAUCAUAUAAAAAUGGAUCGGGAAAUAAAUCCGGUGGGAGUUCUAGCAGUGGUGGUGGUGGUAAAAAAACCAAAGGAAGAGUUAAAAUCAAAAUGGAAUUUAUUGAUAAUAAAUUACGACGAUAUACAACAUUCUCGAAACGUAAGACUGGCAUCAUGAAAAAGGCUUAUGAAUUAUCAACAUUGACCGGAACACAGGUAAUGUUGUUAGUGGCAUCCGAAACUGGACAUGUUUAUACAUUUGCAACACGUAAACUUCAACCGAUGAUUACAUCGGAUGCGGGUAAAGCACUUAUACAAACAUGUCUGAAUUCACCUGAUACAGGUGGAGCAGUGAAUACUUCAUCAAAUAAUCAUCAUCAUCAGAUACCGGAUGUUAUUACCACCAAUGGCCAUAUAUCAAGUGCUGCGCUCAAUCCGUCAAAUGGACAUCAUCAUCAUGGUGGAUCAUCUACAACCACCGAUGCAAAUAGCGGUAGCGGUAAUAGCGGUAAUCAUCAUCACCAAAAUAGUAGCAAUAGUGCCAAUUCAUCAUCAACCUCGUCAUCAUCGUCGUCGACUUCGAUCACUUCAACAACGACCACAUCGGCAACAACAGCCAAUUCCAAUAAUAGUCAACAACGACAACAACAACAAUCCAAUGAUCAACGUAUGUCAGCCGCUGGUUUCGAAGAACCGGAUCUUUCAUAUUCGGUCGAUACACCACAAUCAUCAACGACGACAAUCAUUGAUGAUUGUUCACAUCUUAAUGAUAAGAAUAUCUUCACUGGUUGUCUAACAUUUGGCACAAAUAUGGCUUCCAUGUUGAAUCAACAACAAAAUUCUUUCUUUAUCAAUGGGCAAGCAAUCGAUCGUUCAGAAUUUGGAAUUCUUGAUGAUAUGGACGAUGAUGAUGAUGACGACGACGAUGACGAGGAUGAAGAAGAUGAAGAUGAGGACGAUGAAGAUGAUUACGAUGAUGACGAUGAUGACGAUGAUGAGGAUGCGGAUGAUAUUGUAGCCAAUACUACUGAUUGUCUAUUGCCAACAUCUGCUAACAACAAUUCGAUAAUAUUCCAACAACACCAGCAGCAACAACAAAAUCAACAUCCUGAAGUAACUGCCGUAUCAUGGUCAUCAAAUCUGAUGAUGAAUACACAUUCGUUAACUAAUUCGGAUUGGAAUCGUGCAUCUAGUGGAACAAGUGGCAGCCAUCAUCAUGUUUCGGAUCGAAUUAAAAUGAAUUUGAAUCUUAAAAUUCAACAAAAACAACAACAGCAGCAACAGCAACAACAACAACGAUGCAAACAACAACAACAACCGUAUGUCACAAUUCGACAACAAACAUCAACAAAUUUUCCACAUCAGCAAUCACAAUGUCAGAUGCCACGUGUGCAAUCGAAUCGAAAAAAUAUCUCAUCGUCCAAUAAAACUAGCUCAACACCUAAAACUCGAAAAAUUUCCAACAGCGCACAUCUUAUAAAUGCAAUGGAUCAGUCACGUAUGCUGGAUUCGAAUUCUAUACUUGAUUCUUGCUUUCCAUUCAAUGGAUCAUUGAUCGAAACAAAUCAAUAUAAUUUGGAUACCAUUUUAAAUACAUCAAAUUUAGCACAAAAUAAUGCAGAUUUAUUGUCACAAUAUUCGUUUGGAUCUAAUGAUCAUCAUUCAUUGUCAGUGCAGAAUCCUAAUCUACUUCUUUCUUCGACUUCUUCUUCUUCUUCUUCUUCCAAUAGUGGAAAAAAACAUGUGCCACCAUCGAAUAAAUCAUCACUACCUAAAUCCAAUUCGAAUCGUUUGACCAAAUCAAAAGUUGGAACUUUAAAAAACAUUUCUGACCCUAUGAUGAUGAUGUCUACAGCCAUGGCAACAACGGCAACGGCAUCAUCAUCGAUGAACAGCAACAACAAUAAUAAUAAUAAUAAUAAUCACGAUCCGAAUCGUUCAAUGUUAUUGUCAACAUUAUUUCAAAAUAAUUCUCUGGUUAACAAUAAUCGGAACGAAUCUAAUGUUAGUAAUAACAACAACAAUAAUAAUACCGGAAACGUGAUUUCGACAGCUAACGCUGUCGCUGUUACAUCAAAACAGCAGCAGAUUCUUUCAUCAUCAUCAUCAUCAAUACAGCAAACAGUACCGACAACGAUAACAAUUGUGAAUAAUAACAAUAAUCUUCAACAACAACAGCAAUUGUUAAAAGCAGCCAAUUUGAAUACAAUUAUCAAUAAUUUGACCAAUAAUAAUAACAACACGACGACGGCUGUAACCGUAUCGUCGCCAUCAAUGAUUCAUAAUAACAAUAACAACUGUGGAAACAAUAUUGCUCAUCCUCGCCAGCAUUCGGCCAUCAUUAAUCCCAAUAUUCAUCAAAAUUUUAUAAAUCAACUUUCAUCAUCUUCAUCGUCACCAACGACAACAACAUUAAAUAAUAUAAUCAUAACAACGACAAUGAUGCCCAUCAAUAAUAAUAACAAUAAUACGAUCACAUCAUCCCUUCAUCCAAUAUACAAGAUCAAUUGGCAGCUAUAGCGGCUCAACAAUUUCUAUCUUCAGGCAAUGUGAUACUUUAUCCACAACCAAAGAUUACAUCUAAUAACAACAAUUCAAAUAUAAUGGAUCCUGGAACCGGUGUUGUUGGUCAACCAUUUAUCGGUAAAUCCGAAUCAUCAACGCUUUUAAUACAACAACCAUCUGUAUCGGCUACUGGUUCAGUAUCCGGACAAUUAUUCUAUAAUGCAUUGGCUGGUCGUCUUCUUUAUACGAAUACGACCACAGCAUCAACAAGCAAUCACCCCGUUCCCUCAUAUAAUAUGCUGAAUGAUAAUGCAAUGUCAAAGACAGCUAAUUGUGGACCUAAUACAAUUCAAUUAUCAACUCAAGAUAGUGUUAAUCUUUUGUUUGCCAACACUGGUGGAAUGGCUCAGUUGAUAACACCAUCAAACAAUAAUCAGCAAUCUAGUCAGGUACAAACUUUGGGUUCAACAUCGUUUUUAUCAAAUAGAUCCAAUCGGCUUGCAAAGAAUGAUUUUAUUGCAAUAAAGAAUGAAUUGAAUGUCAAUUGUCCAUCAUCUAGUUCAUCAACGACAACACGGUUGACAACAAUCAAUGCAAAAUGUACAGACAAUAAUGAUCCAUUUGAUGCCGAUAAUUUGCUCAAUAAUAGUCAACUUGAUCAUCAUGCUGCUCAUGGUCUUCUUCCUCCUCGUCAUCAUCAUCAUAAUAAUAAUUUGAGCCCAACACAUUUUCAUCAACAACA